This is a messenger RNA of Ananas comosus (pineapple), 1452 nucleotides long. Its product is annotated as probable polygalacturonase At1g80170. The record is from RefSeq and is a predicted model, not a curated record. Gene Ontology annotation, biological process: carbohydrate metabolic process. Gene Ontology annotation, molecular function: polygalacturonase activity. The transcript has 8 exons. Bases 1 to 1320 code for a protein of 439 amino acids. Lineage: Eukaryota; Viridiplantae; Streptophyta; Magnoliopsida; Poales; Bromeliaceae.
AUGAAGACAAGAGCGACGCAGAGUCUCACGAAAUUUGUAGUCCUGUUAUUGGCCGUGUUGGCGAAGACGGGAGCUGAUUAUCGUGCAACUAGUGGUGAAGAUCACAUCCGACGUCCGUGGAGAGGCAGCGAUGGUGAAGAGGAGCAACGGGUCGUGGAAGAAGCAGCAGGAGACGAACAUGAUCAUCAUCCGUGGUGGGAUGAUGAAAAUGAUCAUCUGAAGGCGCUAAUGUUGUGGGGUAGCGAACGGGUGGGUAGGAUCCCGGUGAACGUCGAUAGCUUUGACGCAGUCGGGGAUGGCGUCGCGGAUGACACCCGGGUGCAAGGAACGAUAAUUGCGCCGGAGGAGCCGAAGCAAUGGGACCCGAAGAAUCCACGAGCAUGGCUCGUCUUCUCCAAGCUGACGGGGAUCAGGAUUCAAGGGGGCGGCACCAUUGACGGCUCAGGCACUAAAUGGUGGGCCUCCUCCUGCAAGAUCAACAAGACCAAUCCUUGCCGAGAGGCCCCAACGGCAUUUAGCAUUGAUUCAAGCUCAGGGGUACGAAUAAGGGAUCUCACCAUACAGAACGCUCAGCAAAUGCACUUUACUAUCUCUCGUUCCGAUACUAUAAGAGUUUCUGGCGUGCGGAUACGCUCUCCCCGAGAUAGCCCCAAUACGGACGGCAUUCACAUUAGCGACUCCACCAACAUUGCCAUCCAGAAUUGCCGGAUCGGGACAGGGGAUGAUUGCAUCUCGAUUGUGAAUGGUAGCUCUACUAUUAAGAUGAAGAACAUUGAUUGCGGCCCUGGGCACGGUAUCAGCAUAGGGAGCUUGGGAAAGGACAACACAGCAGCAACAGUGACAGGCGUCGUCUUGGACACUGCAACACUUACGGAGACUUCAAAUGGCCUAAGAAUCAAGACUUGGCAGGGGGGAUCGGGUUACGUGAAAUCAGUGCGCUUCGAGAAUGUGAAGAUGAAUGAUGUUGAGAACCCGAUAAUCAUCGACCAAUUUUAUUGUGAUUCUAUGACGCGAUGCAAGAACCAGACAUCAGCGGUAAAGAUAAGCCAAGUCAUGUACAAGAAUAUAAGUGGUACCUCAAGGAGUCCUAGUGCCAUGAAAUUUGCUUGCAGCGAUACAGUACCAUGUAGCAACAUUGUGCUAAACAAUAUUAACCUAGAGACAGAAAAUGGUAACGCGGAAACAUUUUGCAACUGUGCUAUGGGAUUUGACUACGGAUUUGUGCGACCUGCUGCAGACUGUUUGAAAAACACGGCUUGUGAUGGGUCAAGGGAUUACAAGCAAAAGGAAACUCGUAAAAUUCUUCAUACAGAGCUAUAACGUGUUAUCUAGCUAGCCUAUAAGAAUUGAGUUAUAAGAAUUGAGUGAUAAAUGAAAACUAUUAUGAUAUACAGGUAAACGCUACGUGUUGUCUAUAAUUUGAGAUAAUAUAUAUUCCGGAAGAUCUAGAAA